Aplysia californica (California sea hare) is the source of this 4717-nucleotide messenger RNA. Its product is annotated as zinc finger protein 599. Gene Ontology annotation, cellular component: nucleus. The transcript has a single exon. The coding region runs from base 861 to 3611 and encodes 916 amino acids. NCBI's taxonomy places the organism in Eukaryota, Metazoa, Mollusca, Gastropoda, Aplysiida, Aplysiidae. The record is from RefSeq and is a predicted model, not a curated record.
GGAGAGAUAAACUCAUCUGAGGUUAAAGUUAACCUUUGGGACCUGUAAAGAAACAAAGAAAGGUUCUGAAACCCGAGAAAAAGAUCAACUCAAGGGAGUUCAACACAAUCACAAGUGGAGUCGACUGUAGUACAUAGGUUAGGGGAAGCUUCACAAUAUAUGUCAUGUAGCCUUCACUCCACCCAUGAAUAUCUUUACUUUUUGUAGGAUUUAGGCCAAUAAUUUCUUGUAAUUCACUUUAAACGAAAUCCAAAAAAUUACCGGUGUAUGUGGAUGUGGUAUUAAUAAUAUAAUAAUGGCUUAGUUUUUCACUCUGUAGCUCUCACUUAAGAUUUGAGUUACAUUCCUGCGUGUCAAAGUUUAUAUAUCUCUAGUUUUUCUGCUAGGGUGCAGUGUCCAACACAGCAGGGUUGGCCCUGACAGGCUGUGUUACUGCAGCCAGCCUCCUACUUAGUAUAAAUUCUGCAUUGAUGAUGGAAUAAACAUUUUAGUAUCGAUCAAGCAGAGAUGCCAUUUAAAUUUAAAAAUAUAUAUUACACAAAAAUUUUAUUCAAAUACCUUAUAUUUGUGGAUAAAUGAAGAAAAAGAACUUACUACUAGUGUGCUCAUCAUGUCUUGUAGAGAGAUUCAGGAAAGUUUGUGAAGUUAUAUCCUUCCCACCCUGAUUGAAAGAAAAAUACACCAAAUAGCCCUGAUGAUUUGAUAUUUUUAUUCUGGGUUUUUUCCCAGGUUGUGUCGAGCCAAUGAUGUUGGGCCUGGAUCCAGGACUGUGGAAGCGUGUUCCCUUCUUCUGUCCCUGUAGAUUUUUGCGAAUGUCUUAACUCAGUGAAUCGGCUCCAUUGUGAGGAAGACUUGCCAGGAUGGGGUCAAGUAUCAAAGUCUUAGGCCAAGAGCUCCCUGGGAGCUUAGCUUUAGAAUGUCUUGUUUUGACUCUCUGGAGAGAGAUGAAGAGUGAGAUGUGUCAAAGUGGGAGUGAAAUGUCAGACAGAGGUGAUAGACUCUGUACUUCUGUUUUACUGAGCUUUGCUAGCAAGAGAGGAUUCAGAGAUAUAGUACAGUCUUUGAAUGUCAGUGAACGGGAUACUUCUUUGUUGAUGACUCUAAUGGAAAGGUUGGAAGAUCUGUGUUUGCCUUACAUUUUCGUCUUAUUCCAGCGACUUGUGUUCUUCGGGAGACUGCGGCGGAAAGAUGAAGAGGCUGAAGAUUAUUUGAAAGCUCUCGAGGUUCUUGCAGAGUCCUGUGAGUUUCUAGAAGAAAACAAAGCUGUGUACAUCAAGGAACAGUUUGUCAGAAAAGGCAUGUUCUCUUCAGCCCUUCAGCAGUAUGUCAAAAGUUCUCCACCUUUGCCGUUGAGAGAUAUUCUCGAUAGGUUUUCUCAGCAUGAGACACCCGAGAAUCUCAAAGAAAAAGUCACAGAAUCUAAAGCGGCUCCGAAACCGCUGAAAGUUAGGAAAACGCGAGCACAGACUAAAAAACAAGAAGUUUUCGUGAAAACACGUUCAAGAACUUCGAAAAGAGCUCAAAGACUCGUGGACCGGAAAAAAGAUUCAGGUAAGAGAGUUGAUGAAGGGGCUUCUAAACCAAAGAGGAAAGGUGUCUCACAGUCAAAGCCCUCCAAAAAGUCAAAAAAGAGUUGUAAAAGCAGAGAGCGAUCGAAUGUGCCAGUGCCUGUAUCUGUUGAUGUGACUGAGGAAGCAGAGGAGGAGGAGGACAUUCUGUCUGUGGAUUGUGAUGGGAAAGACAGUCCGUCAGUAUGUCCUCCGGAUGAUGAGGAAGAAGAGAUCCCAGUGAAUAACUGCGAUGAAAAUAUUGAACCUGAAGGUUGUGAGAUUUUAGAAGCUAACCUUGGCCCCCAAAGUGUUCCUGUGGGUGUAGAGGAGGAGAAAGAUGAACCUAGUAGACUUACAAAACCAGCAGAUGGUUUACAAAUCGGUAAAGGGAAUUCCCUCAAAACCUCCUUCUCUUGCAGCAUCUGUAUGAAAUCCUUCAGGAAAAAGGGGGAGUACCUGAAGCAUAUAAAAAUCCAUCGAUGUGAAUGUGAAAUUUGUGGAACUAAGUUUUCAUAUCCUCACCAAUUGCAUAGACACAUGUCAUCAAAACACAAAGGGAUUGAAUACAAACCAAAGAAAGUCUCAAUGGCUCGACAUCUUGAAACCCACCAUUGUGCUAUUUGCAAAAGAAGCUUUGUAGGUCGAAGAUCCUAUAAGAACCACAUGAAAAUCCACACCUGCCACUGCACCAUUUGUGAUAAAACUCUGGCGUGUUCUUCCGCUUAUGAAGACCACAUGAAGUGUCACACAGGGCAGAAACCGUAUCAAUGCCCUCAUUGCCCCCAGGCGUUUUCCCGUAAAGCUGACUGCAAAGCUCACAUGAAACGUCAUGACCCGAACAGACAGAAAGGUCACACCUGUGACCUGUGUGGCACAUCGUUUUACAGAAUCUAUGAAUUGUACCGUCAUCAGAAGCUGCAUACAGGAGACCGUCGCUUUAAGUGCGACAGGUGUGACAAGAGCUUCACCGACCGCGCGUCCUUGAAAACACAUUCUGUUGUGCAUUCCGGAGAAAAGUCUUUUGUGUGCGAGCUGUGUGGUAGUUGCUUUUCACAACGGACUAAUCUCAACAUUCACUUACGGCGCCACUCGGCCGUGAAGGAGCACGAGUGCCCGGAUUGUGGUAUGAAGUUUUCGCGGAAGUUCUACCUCGCCAACCACCGAAAGUCCCACUCUGGGGAGAAGCCGUAUACGUGUGAGAUCUGCGGGGCGUGUUUUUCCGUGAAGUGGUCAUUGCGGCGCCAUCGACUCGUACACACGGGAGAGAAGCCACACCACUGUCAGGUAUGUGGGAAGUCGUUUACGUGGCUCUCCACCUUUAGGAAUCAUGUCAAGUCACACGGGUUACAAGUGCCUGAAGGCGAGGUGCAACGUGGGAGAGAAGAGGAUGAUGAGAGGAAUCUGAAGUCAGAGCAAAGCAAAACGAUACCUCUUCAACAAGAUCGGGAUACGCCUGAACAGCAGUAUCAACAGCAGCUUCAACACGAACAACAGCAACAGCAGCAGCAGCAACAGCAGCAAUGUGAAUUACUGCAGCAACAGCAAAGACACCAGCGUUUGAUAUCUGUGCCCAGCGUGCAGCCUCCUGUCGUGGAAGUGAGCAGGGAGACAACAGCCACUCUGCUCACCGCGACGCAGACGUUUAUUCCCCUGCAGCAAGACAGUCACAAUCGGCUCGAGCUGCAACCCCUCAGUCUUCCACCGCCCCCACCUCCGCCUCUACACAUACAGGUGGAAGCACGAGAGUUUGAAGCGCAACAGCAUCAGCAGCGCUUGUAUCAGCAAGUUUAUCAGCCCAGCGCUGUUGCUGAUUCUCAGCCGUCGAGCCAACACCUGCAGGAGCUUCUGCCCCCGCACCACGCCCACCACCCGCUGCUCCCCCAGCACCAGCAGCAGCUCGGCGUGCAGCCACAGCACCAGAGGCUGCCCUUCCCCCACCCGCUGCCGCCGCAAGCACCCCUCCACCCGGCCAUGACCCGACACAGUGUGGCUCUGCCCCCCCAGGUCUUGGUGGUACAGCAGACGCGAGAACUGGACAGCAACUGCCAGCCUCAGUUGUAAAACUUUUUACCUCAGUUAUAAAACUGUUUGCCUCAGUUAUAUAACUUUAUACCUUAGUUAUAAACUUUUUACCUCGGUUAUAAAACUGUUUGCCUCAGUUAUGAAACCGCUGGUGUUGGUGGUGUAGCAGUUAGUCACUUUGCUGUUGCAUUCCGGAAACCCAGGUUCAAUUCUUAAGGGCAGAGAAGUUUUUAUUGAAUAUCUCAGCCUUUUUGCCAGAAUGUUGUAUCCCCCUAAAUGUGGGUUCCCUCUGACAGGCUGGGUCAGAAGCUUGCAUACUAAAUUAUCUAAAUUUGUGCCGAUGAGGGCAUAGAAACACCUACACACAAAAAAGAAAGUUGUGAAACUGCCAUGCUUUGCUUUGUUGUGAGACCUUGCCUUGGUUAUUAAACGUUAAGCCUCAGUUUGAAACCUACGUUCAGUUAUGAAGUUGUUUUAGAUGCAGAGAGGAAUGUCUACAUUUAUAUAUACAUGAUGUGACGCCUGUUGGUGUGCAUAUAUGUAUGUCACGACGUGAUGGAAUCAGGCACUCGUCUAUUUUUAGUAUGUGGAGUUGAUAGUAUCAUCUUAAAACUUGUUUUUUUUGUCUUGCUUUUGACGAAAUAUGUACCCAUCUAUCUAGAAUAAAAGUAUUAGAAGUCAAGAUAUUCUCAAUUGAAGGAAAUGGGGGUCACUUGAUUCACCAUCAUCAUCAUUGCCUUUCUCACCCUACACCAGGGUCUGGCCACGAGCAAACACUUUCCACCUUUAUCUAUUCUGGGCUAGCAUCUUGUGAUGUUAUUCCGUCUUCUCACUUUUCUGUACAUCAAUUUCUAUGAUUCUUCUCCCGGUUCCACGCGUUUUCUCCUCAAGAUCUUUUACCCUCAAGAUUCCAAUCCAACACUUUUUUAAAUGCAUCUGCCUGGCUUCCUGAGAGUAUGUCCAUUCCAUCGCCACAGCCUUCUUCCUACCUCAUCUCUGACUGGGAUCUGUCUUGUUUUACUUUAAAACACUUCCUCAUCGGUGACCUUGUCUGUCCAUCAGAUUUCUGAUCCUGUGGGUGGUUGGCGGGUGCUCUUGUGUGGUUUGCUUCUUCUUUCCUAUCAAAUAUCUAUCGUCCUUAUCUC